Messenger RNA from Prosopis cineraria, 3655 nucleotides. RefSeq names its product TMV resistance protein N-like. The transcript is spliced from 6 exons. The record is from RefSeq and is a predicted model, not a curated record. Bases 59 to 3310 code for a protein of 1083 amino acids. NCBI's taxonomy places the organism in Eukaryota, Viridiplantae, Streptophyta, Magnoliopsida, Fabales, Fabaceae. Gene Ontology annotation, molecular function: ATP hydrolysis activity; ADP binding. Gene Ontology annotation, biological process: signal transduction; defense response.
GCCAUGAACAAAGUUGACCGUCUCUGAGGAAAGGGGAUUCAAUUCGUCCAUUAUUGAAAUGAAUUCCACCAGCGUCGAAGGGGGCAGCUCGUCAUCUCGGACGACUCCAGAGUGUGAAGUGUUUCUGAAUUACUGUGGCGUCGACGCGUACAAUUGUUUCAUCUCUCAUCUUGACUCUGCUCUUCAACGAAACGGUAUAUCCACCUCCAACCAAUGUCUUCAAAGAGGAGAUCUCAUUUCACAAGUUCUUCUCAAAGCAAUUGAGCAAUCCAGGAUUUAUAUUGUUGUCUUCUCCAAACACUACGCUGAUUCAACAUGGUGCUUGGACGAACUAAGAAAGAUCUCUGAGGUAAUUUUCGAUGGGGAAUGCACCAUUCUACCAGUUUUUUACCAUGUCGAUCCAUAUGAGGUACAAAACCAGUGUGGGAGCUUCAAAUUAGCCUUUGAUGAACAUGAACAAAAGUUCAGUGAUAAUAUAGAGAAGGUACAAAGAUGGAGACUAGCCUUGACUCAAAUAGCAAAACUCCCUGGUUGCGAUGUACGGACUCAUUUGUUCUCUCUCGCUAGAUCAGAGUCAGAAGUUGUUGGUAACAUCGUUAAUGUAAUCAGAAGCAAAUUGGGUCACAUAAUGGAUGAGACUAGUGUCCAAGACAGCAUAAUGGCAUGCGAAGUGUUUCUGAGUUUCCACGAGGACAUUCGCAACGGCUUCAUUUCUCAUCUUGUUUCAGCUCUUCAACGAAAAGGUCUGUUGACGACCAUCGUGGAUGACGAAGAAAGGAUCCAGAGAGGAGAUUCAUCCAGUUCGGAAAAGCUACUUAUAGCAAUCGCUGCAUCCCGAAUUUGUGUUGUUGUCUUAUCUAAAAAAUAUGCUGCUUCACCACGGUGCUUGGAAGAACUAUCAUGGAUUUGUAAUAGAAAGCUUGGUUCAGGAUGCAUUUGCCCAGUUUUCUACGAUGUGCGUUCAUCAGAUGUAAGACAUCAGAAAGGGGAUAUCGAAGAAGCCUUUGCUAGCCAUGAGCAAAGAUUUAGUGAUGAUAUGGAGAAGGUACAAAGAUGGAGGCUAGCUCUCACUGAAGUAGCAAAUCUCUCCGGUUUUGCGGUAGGAAAUAAAUCAGAGGCAGAGGUUAUCGAUUCCAUUGUAGAGGAAACGAGAAGAUUGAUUAGGAAAAGAAGAUAUCAGAGGACCUGGAAAUAUGAAGUGUUUCUGAGUUUCAGAGGCGAGGACACUCGAAAAGGUUUCACUGCUCAUCUUUUUUCAGCUCUUCAACGAAAAGGUGUAUUUGUCUUCAAGGAUGACCAACGACUUCAGAAAGGGGAUUCCAUUUCACAAGAGCUUCUCGAAGCAAUUGAGCAAUCCAGGAUUUGUAUUGUUGUCUUCUCCAAACACUACGCUGAUUCAACAUGGUGCUUGGAAGAACUGACAAAGAUCUCUGAGGUAAUUUUCGAUGGGGGAUGCACUGUUUUACCAGUUUUUUACGAUGUGGAUCCAUUUGAGGUACAAACUCAGAGUGGCGGGACUUUUAAAGAAUCUUUUGAUGCAUAUGAGCAAAACUUGAGUGAUAAUAUAGAGAAGGUACAAAGAUGGAGGCUAGCUCUCACUCAGGUAGCAAAUCUCUCUGGUUUUGAUGUACGAAAUAAAUCAGAGAUGAAAGUGAUUGAUAACAUUGUUGAUAGAGCCAUAAGGGAAUUGGAUCAUAGAAUCUCAAGUUUGACCGAUGAUCUUGUUGGGAUGCAAUCUCGUGUUGAAGCUUUAGAAAACUUUCUAAAUUUAGACCCAGAUGAAGUUCGAUCUGUUGGGCUCUUUGGAAUGCCCGGAAUAGGGAAGACUACUCUUGCUGCAGUUUUGUUCAACAAGAUCUCCUACCAAUUUGAUGCUUCUUGCUUCCUUCAUGAUGUAAGUGGAGUCGAACAGCGUUUUGGCAUAAUCCAUUUACAACAACAGCUCCUUUCUGAAACACUACUACGUAAAGAUGUGCCUGUGAAAGACCCUUAUGUGGGAAGACAUAUCAUUAUGAUGAGGCUUUCAACCCGUAAAAUUCUUGUGGUUGUAGAUAACGUUAAUAGUAUAUCACAAUUGGACAAUUUGGUUGGACAGCCAGACUGGUUUGGUUCAGGGAGUAGAAUCAUCAUUACAACUAGGGAUGAGCAUAUACUAUUAUCGCGUGGCGUGUAUGUAUUCAACAGGAUCGAACUAUUAGAGCAUCAUGAUGCUCUUCAACUUUUUUGCGUAAAAGCUUUCAACUGCGAUGAUCCCCCGAGUGAGUUUCAAGACUUGGCCAAUGCUCUACUUCAACAUGCCAAGUGCCUUCCAUUAGCAAUUAAAGUGUUGGGUUCCCGUUUGUUUAUGAAACAAAAAUCAGAGUGGAGCGCCGAGUUAGAAAGAUUGAAAGAAAUUCCUGACAGAGAUGUUAUGGAAGUUCUUCAAACUAGUUAUGAUCUACUUGAUUACGGGGUAAAAAAUGUAUUUCUUGAUAUUGCUUGUUUCUUUAAUGGAGCAGACAAGGACCAUGUUAUGAAUAUUAUGGAGUACUGUGGAUUUUAUGCUAUAUAUGCAACUCAUAUUCUCUGUGAACGAUCACUCGCAAGCAUUGUCAACGGAAAAAUCUGGAUGCAUGAUUUGGUGCAAGAACUGGGACAAAAAAUUGUUCGAGAAAAAUCUCCUCAACAUGCCAAAAGAAGUAGGUUGUGGUCAUACAAAGAUCUCCAAUCUGUAAACAAAGGAACAAAAUUUGUCGAAGCUAUCGUUCUGAACAAAGGAGAAGUUGAGCAAAAGAUUCCAUUAAUGGCUGAAGUUUUAUCAAAAAUGACCCGCCUCAGAGUUUUGAUACUGCCUGCAUUGAAGUUUUCAGGACAAUUGAAUCAUCUUUCCAAUGACUUACGAUUUCUUUCAUGGCAAAAAUUUCCUUUCAGCUAUUUACCAUCAAGUUUUAAUCCAAAAAAUCUUGUUGAGUUGAUCAUGCCAGACAGUGAUAUAAGACACUUGUGGAAAGGGAGAAAGUGUCUGCCAAGUUUGAGAAGCAUAGAUCUAAGUGGUUCUAAAAGUCUAGUGGAGACUCUAGAUCUUAGUGGUGCAGAGUCUCUUAAGAAAAUAAAUCUUGAAGGAUGUACCGGAUUAUUGCGGGUUCACCCAUCUAUUGGAGAUCUUCAUCAGCUUGAAUUCUUGAAUCUGAGAAAGUGCACUCAUUUGACCAGGAUCCCAAACACCAUACUUCUUUUACCUUCUCUUGAAACUCUGAACCUCUGUCACUGUUCAAGCCUCCGUGAAAUAUUUCAAGCGAGGGAUUUCUCAUCAAUGGAAGACGAAGAAUAGAUCAAUCAUAAUCCCUGCAUCUUGAAAGUGUCGAUAUUGCCACACACACACACACACACAGAGAGAGAGAACCAACUAGAAUACUUUGAGCUCAAAAUUCACUUCUCUACUUCAUCUUCAUAAAUGAGUCGUAUUUAUUAGUCUAAUUAGUGAAUCAUCUGUUAGACUCAUUUAAUUAGCCGUUAUUCUUGAGUCUUGAUCAUUGUGAGUGAAGUAAUUAAUCGUCAGAAGUUGCUUAAUCUUCUCUCAUCUACAACGGCAUGGCUUUCUCAUGAAAGAUAGAAGAAUAUAUGUGCUUUCAUGUUUAAGGAAAAAAGAAAUGAAUGGUCACAUUUUAUUGCCAAA